AUGACGAUAAGGGUAAGGCAAGAGCCAUUAUGGCUCUUGGGUAAGGAUAGUGGUGGUGAUAAUGAUGACGAUGAUAAUGAUAUCGAUGAAGGUGAUGAUAAAGAUAAUAGGGAGCUUAAGCAACUACUACUACGACGACGACGAUGACGACAACUUCAUAAAACAAUAGGUUUAAUGAUCAAAACAACAGCUCUGCUCGUGCAUCACGCUUUUUAGUACAUUUCUCUGACGUCCACUGUACGACUACGACGUGAAACCUCCUAAUUUGACGUUUUAUGGAAGACGUCGACAUACGACGACGAAUUUUCCUUCCCCUUUUUGAACUUGCAUAAAAUCCUUAAGAAUUCAGCUCCAGGAAAAGUCGCAUGCAUUUCACACAUCGCGGGGGUCCAAAUAGACGCGAUUAAGUUUGAUAGAGCGCAAAUUCGUUUUUUUAGCGACGUUUUCACUGCCGCCGUCGUUGUCGUUGCUUAAGGUCCCUAAUGAAGAUAAUGAUGAUAAUAAUGAUGACGAUGAUGACGAAGAUAACAAUACAAAUAACGUUAAUGAUAGAGGUAGUUAUGAUGAUGAUGAUGAUGAAAAUGACGAUAAUACUGAUAAUGAUAAUGAUGGUAAUGAUGUUAAUGACAGGAUGGUGACGAUUUGA
Porites lobata is the source of this 646-nucleotide messenger RNA. The record is from the annotation of a GenBank genome assembly. Lineage: Eukaryota; Metazoa; Cnidaria; Anthozoa; Scleractinia; Poritidae.